This is a messenger RNA of Raphanus sativus (radish), 867 nucleotides long. RefSeq names its product GATA transcription factor 17. Gene Ontology annotation, molecular function: zinc ion binding; sequence-specific DNA binding. The record is from RefSeq and is a predicted model, not a curated record. The coding region runs from base 164 to 706 and encodes 180 amino acids. The transcript is spliced from 3 exons. NCBI's taxonomy places the organism in Eukaryota, Viridiplantae, Streptophyta, Magnoliopsida, Brassicales, Brassicaceae. Gene Ontology annotation, biological process: regulation of DNA-templated transcription.
AUUUAUCCGUUACUCCUCUCCGCCGUCUCUACACUCUCUCUCUCUCACUUAUCAUCAUCACACACACUCUGCUUCACAAGCAGGGCUUUCUGAUUCAUCUCCACCAUCUCAAUCGUUUCUGCUUCUGGUUGAUACCUUCAGCUUAAGCUCCAAGUAGAUCAAUAUGUCAAUGACGGAAGAAAGUAAGACGACGAAGCUCGAAUCGGCGGGAGACUCUUCGGAUGUCGAGAACGGGAACUGUAGCAGUAGCGGAAGUGGAGGAGGAGGAGGAGGCGAUACUAAAAAGACUUGCGUUGAUUGCGGAACUAACAAGACUCCUCUCUGGCGUGGUGGCCCUGCUGGUCCUAAAUCAUUGUGCAAUGCGUGUGGGAUCAAGAGCAGGAAGAAGAGACAAGCAGCUCUUGGGAUUAAACAAGAGGAUAAUAAGAUGAAGAACAACAAAAGUAACGAUAGCUGUCUCGCUCCCGACAAUCAGACCGUCAAAAACGGAAAAGGCGAUUCAGGAAGCGUCAAGAACAAGAUCAAGAAGACGGAGAGUGAGGAUUGUAAUGACAAGAAGAGUGUGAAAAGGGGUGGUAGAUUUUUGGAUUUGGGAUUUAAAGUGCCGGUGAUGAAGAGAUCGGUGGUGGAGAAGAAGAGGGUAUGGAUGAAGCUGGGUGAAGAGGAACGAGCAGCAGUGCUUCUCAUGGCUCUUUCUUGUGGUUGAGCUUUUUUUUUGUCUCAACUCCUUUUUUUUGGUCGGAAUGGUUUAGGAGAAGAGAUUAGGGCAAAUAAAGAAAUGAUGAAUUUUUAUGUGUAAUCCUGUCUGAAGGCUAAAGCUAAUGUUAUGCUACUUACUAAUUAAUUAAAUUAAUCGUUUUCACUCUA